CUUUUCGUUUCGUUCUUUCAUUCUUUCUCUUUUGCUCUGCGACAAAUGCGCCGCAGCAGGGGACGCGGCCGCACAGGUCAAGCCGCAAAUCAAGCCGCAAAUCAAGCCCGUGCUCAACAGACGACCCGCCUGAACACCGCUUCACCCGCAGCCCAGCCACAGUCGACAGAUCAGGCUGCAGACGUUGCAGACGUCGCUGAUAGGGUCAGUCAACUCCAGCUGCAUGACCAAGCACCCACUGCAGCUGCACCGAGCGACCCCAUGGCAGACUUGGCUGCGUGUCUCGGUGUCUCGGCGGUCGUUUUGGCGCCAUAUUCGCCACGUCUUCCGAACGUCGACAAGGCUGCCCAGCGUGCAGGACUUCUGGAGGCUUUGCUCGGUCUAACAUCAAAUCAAGUUGAGCCUACAGCCGCACAGAGAGCAGCUGCGACUACGGUGCUCGUCGAGCUGGAGUUAUCAUUGAGCAGCCGUUUGCCGCGAAUCUUACACGGACAGGAGUUGCUCUCCGAUGUGAUAGUUGAGCUGACGCUAGAGGAGGGCCGCAGAAGAGCCGAACAACGAGCCCAAGCCGCCAAACAAGAAGCCCAAGCCUCCAAACAAGAAGCCCAGGCCUCCGAACAACGAGCCCAAGCCGCCAAACGGCAGCUCGCUCUUCAGAAUGCCGCCACCACACUUGCCGAGAUGAUACCUAACCCGUCGCAGAUACCGACCCCAGAGCACUGGCCAUCGCCCGUCACGAUUCUGUUUCCACGACCGGCCGCUGCUGCCUCCAUUCUUGCCCAUAUUUGGGAGACAUUGCACCCGCCAACAGAUCGAUAUAAAUUCAAGAUGCUGCAAGUAGCGACGAUGAGCGGCAUGGGCAAGACGACCUACGGAGCAAACGUGGUUGCUCACCUGCUUCAAGCAUUGCGAGACCUCGACAUCCGCCAGACGCUCCCCAAAAUUAGGCCGGACACGCUGAUCGAUCUGCUCGAGCAUCGAACUCGGCACGUUUUCAUCGAUUUCAACGCGAAAGGGGACGCCAUUCAAGGUGAUGAGAACCACCAAGACCAUUUCUGGCUUUCCCGUCGCCUUGUAGCUCGUGGUCUGCUCAACGUACCGAUGACAACUGCGCGCACCGAUUUCAAAUUCAGUCGUCUUGCAAACACUCCUGUUGACCAAGUUGUUCAGGAGCUCUGGCGCCGGCAGCGGCAAGCACAAAACAUCCCAGCUGACCAACGUGCUCUUCUCAUCCUUCACAUUGACGAUCAUCAGCUGGCACAGCGGGAUUUUCUGUUAUUCCAUGGUCACACCGCUGAUGCUGUUUCCGUCGCAAUGGUAUCCGCCUUCAAAGCAGUUGUCAACUGCAACGCUGACCUCAACUCCAAGAACACUGUCGUACUGCUCCUCACCGGCACUUCACGCGCAAACAUGGACCGGUUGACAAUCACCGAAGGUACUGUCCAUCACUUGCAAUUCGAGCCGAUUACUGCAUCUUCCGCCUUCGACUUGCUGACCGAGAGCUGGAGCGACAAACCAUCAAUCCAUGCCAUGUGGCGUGCACAUCCCGAAUUUGUUCAGCUGGUUCGCGAUCUUGGUGGCAACCCUCGCCUCAUUCGGGCACUCACCUACAAUUACGCACUGAGCAAACCGCCGCCUCGGGACUAUGAUGACGUGAUCCGUACGCUCGCGGAUGUCUCAUCAGAGUUGUCAUCUGUGGCGCGUGCAUACAUGACGAGUUGGCAUAAUAGUGUCAACAACAUCAUCAGUCUUGUGUACCUCUUGUUGAGUCCGAUUCCUGUGUCGUCUUCGUUGACACUUGGUGAAAAGUCCAUCGACCAGCUUGCUUUUGAUGGAUUUCUGACGCUGGCUCCUCACGAGGAUCGCGUUGUCGUCGGGUGCCCGAUUCCCAUGAUGUUGGCGAUGGUGUUCAGAAACGAACAGCUCGCUUCAAGUUCUGUUGCUUCCUUGUUCCAGACGCCAUUCAAAUCGGUGUCAAACGGCCCCCUCUUCGAGCUGGUCGUUCUGUUUUCGCAAACUGCUCGACUUCACGCUUUGAGGAACUUUGGCCAAAUUCCCGCGAGCCCUGCAUCGCCCGCAUCAUCAUCCGCGCCAUCGCACGCACCGCUCUCAAGCAUCCGAGAGCUCCUGAGGGUUACUGGCGCACUUUGCUACGCUGAUGAAGGGACAAUUUCGAAAUCGUUUGCGCUUUCUGAACACUACGAGCCCGUCCUUCAGACUGGGCAAAUCCUUUCCAACUCUCAUUCAACGCUCAGCAUGAGUGCGAUGCUGCGAGGGAAGAAUGGCUGGACAACCUAUUCUUAUGGUUCGCCUGAUCUGCAGACCUACGCCACAUCUCCCCAAAGCGUUUGUCCUGUUGUUCGGACAGAAAUUGGAACCUUUGGUGUAGACAUGUGGGUCGCGCUCCCAGCGGCCCCUCGACAUAAACCACUUCUUGUGUUGUACCAGCUCAAAAACCACAAAAAGGUGGAUACCGCCGAUGCAGACAACUGGCGGGCGACCAUCCGAAGCACAUUCCAAGCGGUCAGCGUCGCCAAUGGCCUCUACGAUACUCUCCUUGUUUUCAUGGUCACUGGAAGUGCGAGUGAGCACCAGGACCCUUCAGUCCGUCUGGAAAGGGAUCGCGCUUGGGCGAGGACCCUGGUGACGCCACCAAACGGCCAGCCAGACCCUCGAGUGAUUGUGCUGAUGGGCGAGGAUGUGUUCAACGCCGUGCCAUUCUUUCGGACUCGUCUUCCAGCCGCUACAAGUUAGUCGACCCACCCUUUCCCGCACAAUGGAUUUUAUUGAUAUAUUGACAUAUAAACUGUUGCUCUUCAUUACUAGUAUUUCCGGAAAAAAAAAUCGCAUGCUUGAA
Molecule: messenger RNA, 2857 nt
Organism: Capsaspora owczarzaki ATCC 30864
Lineage: Eukaryota; Filasterea; Ministeriida; Capsasporidae
Exons: 3
Coding region: 46-2754 (902 amino acids)
Source: RefSeq, a predicted model, not a curated record